ACUGCCGGAGGCUAUCGUACUCGAAGACACCUAGCGAGCUAAUGCCUUCAGCACAUAGCUUUUCUUCUGCGCCCGCCGCAGCGGGCGCAGGUAUUCCCGUUCGCGCCAGAGGCGCCUGCGGGAGGUUGCGGGUUUCGCGACUCGUUGCGACGAGUCCGCCGGUUGGAAUGCUGCAUAAGCAGCGUCAGGCCGGUGAUGACGUCGGUGGCUUCGUCUCGCGCACCGACGUACUAGGUGCUGCACGCUUCAGGUGA
Molecule: messenger RNA, 254 nt
Organism: Leptosia nina
Lineage: Eukaryota; Metazoa; Arthropoda; Insecta; Lepidoptera; Pieridae
Source: the annotation of a GenBank genome assembly